Schistocerca nitens (vagrant locust) is the source of this 1384-nucleotide messenger RNA. RefSeq lists its product as uncharacterized. Bases 121 to 1122 code for a protein of 333 amino acids. Lineage: Eukaryota; Metazoa; Arthropoda; Insecta; Orthoptera; Acrididae. The transcript has 4 exons. The record is from RefSeq and is a predicted model, not a curated record.
CAUGGUGUGUACUGUGUAGUUGUAACUUUGCCUUGCGAUGUACGAAUCAUUUCAUUUGUAUACAUUGUAUAAUACAAACAUGUUUUAUCUGUGAAUGAUGUUGGAUAUUAAGCGUAAAAAAUGUCAAAACGGAGGUCUGCGGUGACUCUAAGUAAUGUUGUUGGUGUCGUAAAAGAGGUUCACUACCCGGGAAAAGCGAUAGUAACGUUUCGGUUUGAUGGGCAACAAGAACGCGCGCUUCUUUACGGCGAGAAAUUGCUUGUAGAUGGAAAAAGUGAAUCUGAUAGGCAAACACUGUACGAAUUCGUUGCGCAAGGGUCUGUGCUGAAGUUCACAUGUCAUUCGUUCAGUAAUAAUGGUGAAGAUCGUUGUAACUGGUUUAUAACCUGUGCUUGGCGCCUGCAUACUUACGACCUGGGUAGUCCUUCUGGUACAACCACAGUGAAUGUGAUAUUUGGAUUGAACAGUACAUUGGGUACUGUUGUUGAAGUGACUGCGAGACAUUGUGUACUUUCGUUCAUCAAUUAUAAAGGUGAAGAGGAAAAUGUCCUUGCAUUGGCAAGCAGAAUUUUUGUGGGAGGUCAUCGAGUGAGCUCCAAGCAAAGCCUGCAGUCUGUUCUGCAUGUGGAUGAUGCAGUCACAUUUGAUGCAACUCCCUGUGAGCCAGAAGAAAUUCCAAGCAAUUGCAAAUGGUUUGCAACAGUGAUGUGGCGUGGGCGUAGGCCUUUGCAGGACUAUGACAGUGCUUUGGAAAUACCUCAGCACUUGAAUCUAAGUAAUCUACUUGGCUUUAUAAAGCAGGCUGCCUUCAACCCUAAAUCACCUUUUAUUAAAGGGUAUGGUCGCAUCAUUGAAAUACUUAAUGAAGAAUAUGGAUUGGCACUGAUAUCUCUGCGUCAUAAUCAUUGGGAGAGUAUGCUUUUUCAUCGUAGUGUUGCUUUCCUUUUUGGCUUGAAACUAACAACACACAACCUUCAAGAAAUCUUCAAAGAAGGUGACCAGAUUCGUUUUAUUGCUGUGCCAGCACCAACUAAAAAACUUAUGACCCUUUGGCUGGCAACACAGAUUAGUGUAGCAGUUGGUUCCACACUGUUGGAGGGUGAUCUCCCUCCAAUUAAAUGAUAAAUUCAUACUGAAUUAUUUGUACAUGAUGCUUUCUAUUGUUUUCAAAGCUAUUACUUGUAUGGUUACUGUUUAAGAAGAUUAUUAAUAUAGUGCUCAACGAAGUUGAGACAGAGAGGUAAAAUUUUGAAUUCAGUUUCUUGUAGUUUUUUUAUAUGUAAGAUUGUGUAGAAGAAUUGUAAUGAGGAGGUGAAUUAAUGACUCUGUAUCUGUCAAAUUUCAUAUUUCUUUGAUAAAAAGAUGUGUAAUGCUGAGAUGAAUA